Messenger RNA from Durio zibethinus, 2160 nucleotides. It is a transcript of the gene ATXRCC1, whose product is annotated as BRCT domain-containing DNA repair protein. Gene Ontology annotation, biological process: double-strand break repair via nonhomologous end joining; base-excision repair; single strand break repair. Gene Ontology annotation, molecular function: damaged DNA binding. The record is from RefSeq and is a predicted model, not a curated record. NCBI's taxonomy places the organism in Eukaryota, Viridiplantae, Streptophyta, Magnoliopsida, Malvales, Malvaceae.
AAUAUUACACUUUGCCACUCCCCCUCCCCCUCCCCCUCCAUUUCCUUUUUCUUUUUCCUUCCAUUCCAUGCAAUCCAAGCAAAACUAAGUAAUUGGAAAUCAUGUCCAACAUCAUAAGCAUUUUCCGUUAUCUCUUAUAAAAUGAAAAAAAUGGUUUUUCCGAUUUUCUUAUCAAAAUAAGAUAAAAUUUUAAUAAUACCGUGGACGGCAGGAUUCGAACCUGCGCGGGCAGAGCCCACAUGAUUUCUAGUCAUGCCCGAUAACCACUCCGGCACGUCCACAACGGUGGCCUUCCGUUUUACUAAAGAAAAUAUAUCUGUAAAAAACAAAAAAAAAACCCAUGAAUCUCGCGGUUAUUGAAAAUUCUGAGACUUCUUUUUAAAAUGAAUAUCACAGCAAAGCAAAGCCACAACCCAGUUUCUAAAGCACGCUUCCCUUUUUGUUGCAAACAGAAGAGAAACAGCUUACUUGCAUGGUAUCAAAACAUCAAACAUAAUUGCACCAAAUCGAACACAAUUUAUUAUGGUUAUUGAAGUGGUGUUUUAACAUGUCUGAUUCAAAGACAAGCCAAAGUGGUGGUGUUGGAAAGACCCAGGCUGGAAAUCUUCCAUCAUGGACGAGUUCAAGAGAGAAUGAGAAUGAAUGCCACGGAAACAAGUCAAAUUAUGCUAAAGGACGUGGUCAAGGACAAGGCCCUAGUUCUAGCAACAAAAAUUUUUCCAAACUUAUGGAAGGGGUGGUCUUUGUAUUGUCAGGAUUUGUUAAUCCGGAGCGCAGUACAUUGCGUUCCCAGGCUUUGGCUAUGGGAGCAGAAUACGAGCCUGACUGGAAUUCAAAUUGCACCCUCUUGGUAUGUGCUUUUCAAAAUACUCCAAAGUUUCGACAAGUUGAAGCAGAUUGUGGAACAAUUGUAUCAAAGGAAUGGAUAUUAGAAUGUUAUGCACAGAAAAAGCUUGUCGAUAUUGAUCCUUACCUCAUGCAUGCUGGGAAACCUUGGCGAAGAAGUAGCAUUCCUUAUGAAACUAGUGAAGAACAACAAAGAUUAUCAUCAACAAAAUCUUACAAGCAAGUCAAAGAAACACAAUCAAAGACAACUUCUGUUCCCUCCAAGAAUAAAGCUUCUCAUUCCGAUAAAGAGAGCUUUUCUCCUUCUGAGGUGAAGAAGUGGGUUAUUGAUGAUUUCCAUGGAACUAUUUCAUGGCUGGAGAGUCAAGAGGAAAAGCCAGAACCACAUGAGAUAAAGCAAAUAGCUGGUGAAGGCAUCUUAACUUGUUUGCAAGAUGCCAUAGAUUGUCUUGCACAAAAGCAGGAUGUGCGGCAAAUCACUGAGGAGUGGAGCUUUGUACCUCGUGUGGUCAAGGAGCUUGCCAUCUUUGAUGGUAGUGAGCAUGGCUCACUCACCAAGGAAGAUCUUUUGAGAAAGGCCAAGGUCUGCAAACAAAUAUACAAGGAUGAACUAAGCUGGUUAGAUAGCGAGUGCUCAUCAAAAAAUAAAAAGCCAAAGACUGAUGGAGGUGGAGAGGGCAACAAGGAGGGAACCAAAGCCCGGGAUACAGCAGGAUAUGACAGCGAUGAAACAAUUGAGAUGACAGAGGAAGAGAUAGACCUUGCAUACAAGAAUUUUGCAUCUGAAACUUUGUAAAUGCCGUUUGUGUCAAUGGACUGAAAUACUGGUUUUAUGAUUGGCUUGUUUAAGGCAUAUGCAUUACAGGUAUAACAACAUUGCUCAUGAGAGAGAGAGAGAGAGAGACUGUUGCUAUUGCUCUCUGAGCUUGCAUAUAUAUGCUUGCUUCUCCUUUCCUAAUUAUCCACAUUUUGGAGUCAAAAUGUUCUGGACUAUCGGAUGUAUGCUUUCCCACUUUACAACUAACUCAGGCAAUCGAGAUUUUGUAUUAUUUAUUUUGUAUUACAUUGAACCACGAAUUCCCUACCAUGUCCAUGAACAGACCGUCAAAUGCUUGAUGAAGAAUUUCUUUUGAACAGAAAAAUAAGAACAUCUUUUCCACUCCAUUACCUAUUUUUUUAAUGCAUAAGAAUUGGACUCAUUGGAUUGCAGGUGUCAAGACAGUGCACAUCCAGCGCUACAGUGCCGCCCAUUGGGCUCGAUAAAGACAUUUCCAAAGGCAACAUAAGAAAAACCUCAAAUCUCGAGUGCCACUA